UUCAUUACAGAGGCAAGAAAAAUAAAAAAGCAUGAGAAGGGCAUACGAUGUUUCUAGUUUUUACAGCCUCAUAAUUAAUCAAUGUCAGGAUAAGCAGAACAGAGACUGAACACAUAUAUAUAUCAGCCCAAGGAAUUCCAAAUGCAACAGCCCAGUUUUUUCAGUUGCAAAUACAUUUUCCUUUACAUCAAUAGCAUGGAAAGAGCAAUAGCGAUGAAGACGGGGAGAGAUAGAGAUGCAUCUUUCUCAUCCUAUCUCAGACCCGAUGACAAGGUAACAAUCACUGGUGAAGACUCCACCACUGAGCUUAGCAUAUUCGAUGCUCACAAAUACUUCAAUGAUGACAACAACAACAACGUGCAAAAAGUUAGCAUCAGCAGAGUCUCUCCCAUGGAAAGAAUUCCAGAGAGGGGUGACGUCAUCAUGACAGAAGCCACCAGAUACUCCUCUGCUUCAUCCUCAGUGGAUGGCUUCGCCCACAUCAGAAACUACAGAGCGCGUUCGUUCCAUGCAGCAACUCCAACGGCUUCCUCAGAAGCCAGCUGGAACAGCCAAACAGGGUUGCUAUCUCACCCUCCAGGAGCAAUCCCUGUCUCAAUCAGAAACCCUCAAAACCCUAAAAACCCUAAACUCUCCAAUCCGAAACCGAUUUGGAGGAGAAAAUGUCCAUGCACGGGGAGAAAAUCAGUUCAAGUCAAAGAAUCAACGCAAGGAUCCAAAUCCAACACACCACCGCUAGAUCACGAACAUGUAAACGUUCGUAAUCACAUCACACCGAAUAACUGGAUUGUGAAUCAAACACCAGCUCCGGCGACAGCAACAGCAACAAUUGUCGCUGCGAAAUCGCAACGAUUUCACAACGCUAACACUCACAGAGUCGUGAGCUCCGGGAGAGCGCCGUUCACCGACGGAUUCACUUUCCCCGUGCUAAACCCUAACAAUCCAAUCACGAAACCGAAUCUCGCAAACGGCGUCGUCGAGGAAGAUCCGCCGCGCGACUCGCUGGAGGUCUUCCGGCCGCCGGACGAGUCGUCGCCGAAUCCGUCUCCGAAGCCGCCGCCGCUGAACUUCCCGUUCCCGGCGAAGCCGCGCGGCCCCGCGAGCGACGCGAGCUCCGAUCUCUUCGAGAUCGAGAGCUUCUCGACGGCGACGCAGUCGACGUACCCGGCGGCGUGCCGGCGCAACAGCAGGGACUCGUUCGACGAGGCCUCGGCGUCGACCUCGACCGCGACGACCACGACGGGAUUCUUCUUCGGUCGGAGAAGCAUGGACGAGGGCUCGACGACGGCGACGAUAACGGAGUGCUACGAGCCGAGCGAGGCGAGCAUCGAGUGGAGCGUGACGACGGCGGAGGGGCACGAGGAGGGCGUCUCGGCCGCGGAGGAGAAGUGGAAGCGCAAAGGCGGGAACGGUUUGUUGGUGAGCUGUCGGUGCGAGAAAGCGGUUAGCGUGGGGCCGCAGCCGGUGAAAUGUGGAUCAGAGGGACAGCGGAGUGCCACGUCAGCAUCCGCAUCAGCGCACGUGAAUGUAACUUCCCUUAGUGGGGUUCACAGUAGGAUUGGGAGCAUUAAUAAGCCACCACUUGCGAGGGCUCACCGCAACGCACCUCGCGUGUCCCUUGCUUUCGCCACAUAGCCCCAUGCAUCAUGCAUCAUGCAUCAUGCAUCAUGCAUCAUGCAUCAUGCAUCAUGCAUCAUGCAUCAUGCAUGCACCUUCUCUCCCGCGCUUUUCCCCUUUUCCGUUUUCUUUGUUUCUUUCGCUUCCGUUAUUUUUCUGUCCCCUUUGUUUUCCUGUUCCGUAUAUAAUAUAUAUAUAUCCGUUUGGGUCACUUCCAUAGUCCUUGUUGUAACAUCUCUUAUGUUUUUAUGUUGCAUAUCAUAUCCUUCUUCUU
Cajanus cajan (pigeon pea) is the source of this 1891-nucleotide messenger RNA. NCBI's taxonomy places the organism in Eukaryota, Viridiplantae, Streptophyta, Magnoliopsida, Fabales, Fabaceae. The record is from RefSeq and is a predicted model, not a curated record.